CUGGGCGAGCUCAUGGCCUUCUCCGGCCCCGCCCCCGAGCUGAUCAACGGCCGCCUGGCCAUGCUGGCAUUCAUCGCCGCCCUGGGAGCGGAGCUGUCCAGCGGCGAGGGCGUGCUGCGGCAGUUCGCCGAGGAGCCCACGGGCGUCUUCCUGGCCGCCGUCACCUUCGCCGCCGCGACGCUCAUCCCUCUCAUGUCCUCCACCAAGCGCGAGGCCUUUGGCCCCUUCACCCCUUCAGCCGAGAUGCUCAACGGCCGCGCAGCCAUGCUGGGAUUCUUCGCCCUCAUCGCCACAGAGGCGGUGCGCGGCGGCGCUGCGCUCUUCUGA
This is a messenger RNA of Chlorella variabilis, 327 nucleotides long. RefSeq lists its product as hypothetical. The record is from RefSeq and is a predicted model, not a curated record. NCBI's taxonomy places the organism in Eukaryota, Viridiplantae, Chlorophyta, Trebouxiophyceae, Chlorellales, Chlorellaceae. The transcript has 2 exons. The annotation marks the transcript as partial.